AUGAAUGCAAAUGAAAUUGAAAUGAAUUCUGAAGAUAAAAUUGAAGAACCUCAAUUGACGCCCAAAGAAAAACGUGCUAUUUACAUGUCUCGAUUGCGUGGCUCACUUGAUUCAGAAUAUCGGCGCAUUGAACGUGAAAACAAUGCGCGUGCGAUGCGCAAAAAACGCUUAGAAAAUCCGUUGUAUCGCGAACAUGAGCGUCGUCAAAAUCGUACACAUAUGGCAGAAAUGCGUCGUGAAAAUUGCGAUUAUCGGCAACGAGAACAUAUUAAAAAUCGUCAUCGUAUGGCAUUAAAACGUUGUUUACAUACACAAACUUCAUCGGCGAUAAAUAAUACAAUAAAAUCAACAACGACAACGACAACGACAACGAUAACAACAGCUACUAAUAGUAAUACUAAUACGAUACAUUCAAUAUAUGAGACAUUAGAAAAUAAUUUGCAAUGUUCACAUAUAUCAUUUAUUCCAUAUCAAUCAAAUUUUAAUUGUUAUCAACAACUAUUGAGCAACAACAAUAAUAAUAAUAAUAAUAAACAACGUAGUGAAUAUGAAUUUUUGCAGCAAAUCGAUGCAUAUUGUCGUCAACAUGAUACUAGAUCGAGUUCAGAUAGUAACAGUCAUAGUGCUGGUUCAAUGCCAUCUUGCUAA
Messenger RNA from Rotaria socialis, 648 nucleotides. The record is from the annotation of a GenBank genome assembly. Lineage: Eukaryota; Metazoa; Rotifera; Eurotatoria; Philodinida; Philodinidae.